AUGUUUUCAAUAUUAUAUUUUUAAAUAAGAAAUCUUAUUCCAAGCAUAUAGCAUAUAUUAGGCAGCAGCGGUGGCCGCAGUAGUAGACUCUUCGGUCUCCUGAUCAGUCGCCGCGCGCUGUGCGGGUUCGAAUCCCGCCCCAAGAGAAAUUUUUCUCUUGGCUAUGGAUGUUGUGAUUGUCCUGUUAACCAAGUUUUGGCAAAAAUUUGUUGUGAAACAAUCCCAUAUUUCUUGAGGCUUUUGUCUCAGUUCGGUGAUUGUACGAGCAGGAUGUUGUCGUGGUAGACGGCCUCUGACUGUCGAACGCGGAGGUACCACCCGGCGGAUCUCGUAGGCGGAGCCAGAAUGUAUGCAUGUUGCAUGCACACGUGUUCCCUCGCCAGAGUCCCUGUGGCGUUCCCUCUUUCCCCUGUAUCCCC
Molecule: messenger RNA, 419 nt
Organism: Acanthoscelides obtectus
Lineage: Eukaryota; Metazoa; Arthropoda; Insecta; Coleoptera; Chrysomelidae
Source: the annotation of a GenBank genome assembly